GUAAAAAUUAAAAUAUCUAUAGAAUAGCAUAGAAUUUUUAGCAACAAUGAUUAUACAUAUAUGCAAAGGAAUUUACUAAUGAAGUUUGUGCUGGUGCUGCGAAAUCAAAUUUAUACAUGUACAUAAAAUAUAAUAAUAAUUCCAUAAAUAUACCAACACUUAAGCAGACAUGGCUGUUUAUUUAACGAAAACAAUGAUGUCUAGAUUAAAUAAAGUUACUUAUCCAAGUACGAGUUCAAUAGAGGAUGAAUUUAAUAAUUAUAACGAUCAAUGGGAAAAACUUAUGAUGGACAGUAAAAUAGGUGUAAAAUUGUCAAAGGAAAUGAUCUGUAGAGUUUGUGCAAGAAAUGGCUGUACACCUUUGACCACUAAAAUAAAUGAUUGGGAUAUCAUGGGAGCUAUACGUAGCAUAACUAAUAUAACUAUAAACGUAGAUGACUCAUUACCGAAAUAUAUAUGCAAUGAGUGUCUUGAAUCAUUGAGGAUUGCGAUGAGAUUUAAGAAAAAUUGUGAAGUAUCAGAUAAAAAAUUUAGGAAAAUAUUAAAUCCUAUGGGUGACCCUUUAUUGCACUCAUAUCCAUAUUCAAAACAUGAUUUUCAAUUAAUAUUACAUCAGAUGAAAUUGAAAAGAAUGGAAACUGAACAAAAAGCGGAGAAGGAAAGGAGAAGAAGAGAAAGACUGAUCCAAAAGAAAGACCCUAAAACGAAGGAAUUUAAGUGCUCACCAUGCGAUAUGACAUUUCUGAAUAAGGAGAAGCUGGCGGCGCACCGGCGCGAGCGGCAGUGCGCGCGGCGCGCGUGCGACGUGUGCGGCCAGCUGGUGCGCAGCAUCGCGCAGCACAUGCGCCACAGCCACGAGCGCGGCGCGCUGCACAAGUGCCCCACGUGCGGCAAGGAGUUCCCCAUCGUGGCGCGCCUCAAGAACCACAUGUUAGUCCACACAAACACAUUCAACUUCUUCUGCGACCUGUGUCCAUACAAAUGCAAGCACAAGUACUACCUGGUGAUGCACAUGCGCACACAUACGGGCGAGAAGCCCUACAAGUGCGCCGAGUGUCCCGCUACCUUCGUCAAUCCCUCAAAUCUGAACAAACACAAGCUCACGCAUCAAGAGAAACAGUUUAAGUGCAUGCUGUGCGACAAGGCGUUCCGCACGGGCACGGCGCUGUGGGAGCACCACGACGCCAAGCACAUGAACAUCAAGCACACCUGCUCCUACUGCGGGCGGAACUUCUGCUACAAAUCAGACCUACGGAAGCACGAGAUACGUAACCACAACCGCGUGAAGCGCGAUUACAUCGGCGGGGAACCGACGUACAAGCAAGUCGAAAGACUUCAACGGAUGCAGGAAGAUAACGAAGCUAUGGAGAAAUGGCGGCAACAGCAGAUCGUGGUCACGCAACCACAGCAAGCGACCUUCAUUGAUCAGACAAAAGACUUCAUACAAACAACCCAUCCAAUGUAUGUCUCUGAUGUAACGGGGAUCAUACAACAACCUAUUGCCCAGCAGCAAACUGUUCAGCUAACUUUACCUGAGCUGACGUUGAAGAAAGAUGAGGUGAAAAUGUACGAAGCUCAACAAGGAAUGGCGUAUUUCUAAGUGACUAUUAAUCCAAGAAAGUUCCAGAAAAUUAUCAAAUGUAAUAAUCUUGUGCCAUUUUCAAAUUGUACGAAUGAAUUUUUAUAAUGUAAUUAAUUUGGUUGUUAAAUGUUUUUGUACUUAUUUUAUCUGUGUUUCUACACACACUAGUGCAAUGUUAAUUCUAAAAGGAAGUUUGGGGCGAAUAGGACAUGUCAUAAAAGUUGGAAUAAAAUUUUUAUUUCGUGUCCAAAUACCGUAGCAGUCGAUAAACAUGAGACAGACUUAUGUUUAUGUCUUUUUCCUAUUUGUUAGGGUUACAUUAAUAUAAAACGAAGAGUAUAGUGGUUCUCUUUUCACGCACAAAAUUUUUCAAUUCUGUUUUUUGAACUUGAAAUGGCGCGUUUUACUAGCAAUUAAUUUUUGAAUGUUAUUGUUUUAGAAACGAGAAACGAUACUGAUUGAAAUAUUUUAAGAAUGUUUUUUUAAAAAUCGUUGUUAUGUUCUAAUAACCUGAAAUUAGUUUUUAUUCUAUAUAUUUAUGCCAUAUAUAUGGAAAGGCCAGAAUGGAAAGAUUGGAUUUGGUCUUUGCCACCU
Messenger RNA from Melitaea cinxia (Glanville fritillary), 2176 nucleotides. Its product is annotated as zinc finger protein 287-like. Gene Ontology annotation, cellular component: nucleus. Lineage: Eukaryota; Metazoa; Arthropoda; Insecta; Lepidoptera; Nymphalidae. Gene Ontology annotation, molecular function: RNA polymerase II cis-regulatory region sequence-specific DNA binding; DNA-binding transcription factor activity; zinc ion binding. Gene Ontology annotation, biological process: regulation of transcription by RNA polymerase II. The record is from RefSeq and is a predicted model, not a curated record. The coding region runs from base 170 to 1600 and encodes 476 amino acids. The transcript is spliced from 10 exons.